Molecule: messenger RNA, 4255 nt
Organism: Magallana angulata
Lineage: Eukaryota; Metazoa; Mollusca; Bivalvia; Ostreida; Ostreidae
Product: calpain-9-like
Exons: 17
Coding region: 92-2362 (756 amino acids)
Biological process (GO): proteolysis
Cellular component (GO): cytoplasm
Molecular function (GO): calcium ion binding; calcium-dependent cysteine-type endopeptidase activity
Source: RefSeq, a predicted model, not a curated record
CUGACAGGAAGCGGUUUUCUGAAUUGUAAACCAUGUAAACACAAGGUACACAGGUGUGCAUCAGGUAAAUAAACAACCACGGUUUCAUGGAAUGGCAUACCUAGCUGGAAACACUCGAAUGAGUCGAGGGGUGACAAACAUGGACAUUUCAAGUGGCCCAGGGUACGCUAACACGAGCAUUCUGCAACAGAACAACACAUCGACCUCUCAGUCUAACGACCCCCCGUACGCUCUGCCCCACCAGUACCACAAUGGGGUGUCCCUGGAGAAGUUCCACAAUGCAGGUGUGUCCAGUCGCCUGACCGUGCGUGAGGCGGACUCCCAUAGCCGCCAUCACCGAGGAAAGAGCCACUUUGACAACAUUCGUUCGGAGUGGCUGCGGCGCGGGCGUUUGUACGAGGACCCCGAGUUCCUGGCCCACGAGAGUUCUGUCUACUACAGCCGCAGUCCCUCCUUCCGCAUAGAGUGGAAGAGACCCACGGAGAUUGCUGCUCAACAUCGACUGAAGCCUGCAUUCUUUCUAGACAAUGCCACCAAGUUUGAUGUUAUUCAGGGAGAUCUAGGUGACUGCUGGGUAGUAUCGGCCAUUGCCUGUUUGACGAGUCCUGAUCACCGCGAACUCUUUCGCCGCGUGGUUCCCGCAGACCAAGGGUUUCAGGAUGGCUGGUAUGCCGGGAUCUUUCGAUUUAAUUUCUGGCAUUUUGGCAGGUGGGUGGAGGUUGUUGUGGAUGACCAGCUGCCAACUUACCGUGGACAGCUAAUGUUCGUUCACUCAUGGCAUAAAAACGAGUUCUGGGCAGCUCUGAUGGAGAAGGCAUACGCCAAACUGUAUGGUUCGUAUGAGGCCUUGAAGGGAGGGAAUGUAGCCGACGCCUUGACAGACUUUACCGGUGGAAUCUGUGAGGGGUACACACUCAGGGGGGUCAACGCCAACGUCCCAAGAAAUAUCGUCAACAUCCUGUUCAAGGCCUUAGAUAGACAAUCUCUGAUUGGUUGUGGUAUCAAUCCGGUGAAGGGUAACCAAGGAGAGCAGAAAUUACCCAGUGGUCUGGUGGCAGGACAUGCUUACAGUGUCACAGAUCUCAGGGAGAUUUUACUGAUGUCAGACAAUCGUGAGACUCCAAUCACCCUGAUCCGGGUUCGAAACCCAUGGGGCAACAAGGUGGAAUGGAAAGGGUCAUGGGGAGACAGAUCUCGAGAAUGGAACAGCAUUCCUGCAGAUGACCGAGAAAAAAUGGGGCUUAUCUUCAGGGAUGAUGGUGAAUUCUGGAUGGAGUUUACUGACUUCAUGCAUCACUUUGAUACAGUAGAGAUUUGUAACUUGACACCGGAUUCUCCUGUUGAAAUGCCCAAACAGUGGCACACUUCAGAAUAUCACGAACGCUGGCUCAGAGGGUUUAAUGCAGGGGGUCGACCCAAGUACAGAGGGUCUCAUUGGACAAACCCUCAGUUCAAGGUGACCUUGUCUGACACAGAUGAGGAUGCAGAUAAGAUGUGUAGCUUUAUCGUCCAACUGAUGCAGAAAGAUCGCAGAAAAAUCAAGCACAAAGGAGAGAAGCUCAUCUACAUCGGCUUUCUUGUUUACAGGUUAAUGCAGAGUCUCCCUGUCCCGCUGAAGAAGGACUUCUUUGAGACGAAUCAGAGUGUAGAGUCUAGCGGCCACUUCAUCAACAUGCGUCAACGAAUCGCGCGGCUCUCCCUGCCUCCGGGGGAGUAUGUGGUGGUUCCCUGUACAUGGGACCAGAAUGAGGAGGCGGCCUUCUACCUGCGAUUCUUCUUUGAGAACAGGAACCGCGUGGAGGAAGCAGAUGAUGCCCCGGUCAGAGAAGAGGUGCCCCUCCCCUCCACCGACAAAGAAAAAGAGGACCACUUCAAGCGCUUCUUUCACUCUGUCUCAGGCGAGGAUAUGGAGGUCAGUCCCUAUGAAUUACAGACAACCUUGAAUGAAGCCUUACAGAAAGAACCUCUCCACAAGCACCUUGGUAUUGAUGCAUGUAAAACAUUUGUAUCGCUGCUGGAUGUUGAUGGUUCAGGUAAACUAGGAUUCACAGAAUUCUUGUAUCUGUGGAAGUUACUUCAGAGCUGGAAGAGACUGUUUUACCAGUAUGACGUAGAUGGCUCGGGUAUGCUCAGCUCGUUUGAACUCAGACGAGUGUUGGGAGCAGCAGGGUUCAAGGUGGACAACUCUACCAUGAAAUCGUUAGUUUGGCGUUACACAGACGAACAGUUCAAUCUCAGUCUAGAUAGCUACUUUAUUUGUCUUGGAAAACUUAUGAAGCUUUUCAAUGAAUUUGACAAGUUAAAGAAAAAUGACCUUGUGACAUUAUCUUUACCAGAGUGGUUAAAGAAAGGAGUAUCCUGAUACAUGGACUAUAAUGGAUGACUGCGGUAGUCCAUGGAGCGAUCUCUGGCCGUGGUAGAGUUAGUACUGUGGGACAACACAUCUGUGUUCGGGACCCCCUCAAGUACACAGUAGUCUUUUGAACAAUUGUUAUAGCAACAAGGCAUGACAAUAUGGGAAGUGAACCAAGUUACAUGUAAAGCCAUAUUAAGUUCUGGAACCAGCAUGACAACUAAGUGAGCAACAUAGUCAACUUAAUGACAGUUUAGUUUUGACAAUGAAACAACAAGUGGUGAACAUUUUGACAACAGGGAAAACAAAUAAGAUCACGAUAUUACCGGUAGUUGCCAAAUGAUGGUGUCAUAAGCCAUGUGACAACAUGAUAAGCCACCUUACCUGAAGCCAGUUUGAUCUUUGUUUGUGAUAUCGUGUUCUGUAUCAAACAAUUUUUUGGAUUACACAGGGUUAUAAGCUAUAUCUGCAUCUGCUCAAUUACCUCAGGAAUUUCACCCACCCUCUGGCUCCCAGCAAAGUCCCGGGGUGGUUAUAUUGGAAUCUACUCAUCUGUAUAUUCUUUGGUUAAGAUUGUACAUUAUGACUGAUCUGAGUAUCUUCUAUUAUCAUUUUAUUACCUUUUCUUAACCAGAUUUCUUGUAUGUAAAGUAAUUAUGUUUUUGACAGUUAUACAUACAGGGAAAGAUGUGGUUUGUCUAAUGACCGCUAAUUUUAAAUGUAUUUUUUUUUUUUAUCUUAAUAUACAAGCCUUUCUAGAGGAGUGUCCUGUUAUUUUAUAUUUGUACAAAAUGUUUUUUUUUUUUAAAUUGAUUUUAUUUGUAUUUAAUUGAUUAUUUAUUAACUGGUUGUGAUUGAAUAUAUAUGUGUAAUUACGAUAUAAAUAGAGGUUAUUAAUAUAUUUUUUUUUAUUUAUCAGGUGUGGUUCACUAAGAUCAUUCCAAACCUUUUCCAUGAUUGAAAUGAUUUAGAAACAGGCAGCUAUUUGUUUGCAUUAAACAAACUAAUUCCAUUGUGAAAUAGAAAACACAUUCCAUUCUUUCAAGAACUUGAAUUAUGACAUAAGCCAGUUGUUCUCUUCAUAUCUACAAUCACAGAUUGGUUGUAACAAGUUUAGGUCUUACAUGUAACAAUCUGCCAUUGAUCUGAUAUUUGUUUACUGUGAUUACACUAUAUGUAGGUAAAUUAUUGUAGAUUUACCGAACAAAGAUCUGAUAUUCACUGCACUGUGGCAUCAUGUAGGUAAAAUUAUGUGUACGUGUAUGCUUACAAUAAAUAAUCUGAUAGAUGUAUUCUGUGCAUAGUAACUCAACGUAGCUAUAAGUGCACAUGUACCAAUAAGUGAUCUGAUAUUUGUGUACUGAGGUAACACAAUUAUAAACAUGUAGAUUUAAGUGUUAGUGUACUAAUAUUAAUUGUGCAUAUUGCUGCAGCACCAGUAUUAACACUGCAUCAAAUGCCAUACUGUUGUCUUAACUGGUAGGCAUUGUUCAUUUUUAUACGAAGUCAGAUUAUUUUAGUUGACUCAAUUUUUAUUUUAAUUAGAGUUUUUUUUGUGUGUGUUUCAAUAACUUUUAUUCGAUUUCUAAUUCUUUUGAAUUUAGUUUUGGAGGUGCAUUUUAAAAGAACUUUUAGAAUAGUUACAUGAUAUUGUUGAAACAGAUCUUGAUUGAUCGUUCUGUACUUUUGAUGAUAAUUGAUCUAAUUGUUAUGAUAAUUUAUUUGUUGCUAUGUAUAUGAACCUACGUACCAUAUAUGGUAGGAAAUGAUCAAUAACUGAUUAUAUUUAUUUUUGUUUUAAAAUUCUAUAGUGUAUCUGUGCAUUAUGACAGUGUUUGGGAACAUAAUUACCUACUGACAAAUUGUUUAAAAAAUUAAAAAUUAAAAUAAUUUUUCCAACAU